Clupea harengus (Atlantic herring) is the source of this 9452-nucleotide messenger RNA. It is a transcript of the gene nckap5l, whose product is annotated as NCK-associated protein 5-like. Gene Ontology annotation, biological process: microtubule depolymerization; microtubule bundle formation. The record is from RefSeq and is a predicted model, not a curated record. Gene Ontology annotation, cellular component: microtubule plus-end. NCBI's taxonomy places the organism in Eukaryota, Metazoa, Chordata, Actinopteri, Clupeiformes, Clupeidae.
UGGCGCCUCUUUAUUUCCUCCUUUCUUUUUUUUUGACCACGCUCAGCAGGCCAGCAGUGUGGGGGUUAACUCCGCUCUGGUCUGCGCUGAGCGAGUGAAAGGGGGAAGGGAGGAGGAGAAGGAGGAGAGAAAGGGGUGGAGGAGGUGGAGCAAAAGGGGGCUCGUCCACAGCUGUUGUGGUGGGAUGGCUGUAACACUGUGGGGAAAGCCCUCCUCUCUCUUUCUCUCUCUCUGUCUCGCUCUUUCUCUCUCUCAUUCGUUCUACCGCUCAAAUAGCGGUUGGGUCCGAGGAACAAUGGCAGACAUGCUAGUCGGCGGGGAUGACGGGGACACACGCGCCUGCGCUUUGCUCUCUGCCUCUCACUCUCACAUACACACACACUCUCACACUCAUACACACACACUGCUUCAACUGCCGCCACUGCACCAAUCUGGCCUGAGUGCCUGAGCUGGCACACACACACAUUUGAACACACUUUCUUCUCUCUCUCUCUCACUCUCUCUCUCAGACACGUGCUUACACUUACACUAAGCCAGACGUUCGUACACACACACACACACACACACACAUAGACACACACACACACACACAUAUUCUGCCUCUGCUGACUGGGAGCCUAUAGGGAAGAAGAAAGAGGAGAGGAGUCAUACCUCCUACCCCACACACACACACACGCAUACAGACAGACACACACACACACACCUUCUGCGGCUGUUUUUGGGUUAUGGACGCUGGCUCCGUAGGGGGUGUGUGUGCGUGAUUCCGCGGGGGGUCCCGACGGGCGCACUGGAAGCGCAGCAGCUCAGGCAGGAUGCUGUGAUUGGAGCGGCGUGCCGGGACAGGAAUGGGAGAGUAGACAGGAACGCCGGGACAAACAGCACAUAAAUACACAGCGCAGUGAAAAGAGCGGAGGAGGAGGAGGAAGAAGGAGGAAGAGGAAGCAGAACAGUGCUGCCGCAGAGGACUGGGUGCAGUGUUUCAAGGGAGGGCCAAGACUUCUUUUGUGCCUUUUGAUGUAUACGAGAGGCUGUGACCAGGCACACUGCGCAGACAGGGGGGACCAUAGGCUGUCCUCAGAGACCUCUGAGCUUUAUGCACCGUGGAGAACCAGCCUCAAAGGUGGUGAUGUCUGAGGAGGCCGAACUAAGGGAGUGCAAUGAAGCCUUUGAGUCAGAAGAGGGCGACGUUGACCCAUUUCUGGAGGACGAGGAGGGCGAGGAGGAAGAGGAGACGGAGAGCAGCCGGGAGAUGAUGGAGAGACUCAGAGAGCUGGAGGCUGAGAAUUCGGCCCUUGCUCUCGCAAACGAAAGCCAGAGAGAGGCGUAUGAAAGGUGCCUGGACGAGGUUGCCAACCAUGUGGUACAGGCCCUUCUUAACCAAAAGGACCUGCGGGAGGAAUGCAUAAAGCUGAAAAUGCGUGUCUUCGACCUGGAGAGGCAGAACAGGACGUUGACAGAGCUCUUCACACAAAAACUCCACACACAUCCCAAUCCCCUUCAACAGUUGCCAUCGGUGACUCUUCUAGAGCACAAUUUGGAGGCCACGGUGACAAGCACAGAGAAGAUGGUAGCAUCUCACUGCCAGGGGGAAGCCAAGAACAAUGGUGAUCGCACACAGAACGGUACCCCAAGCCAAGCUCGAGGUCCAGCCACCUCCAUGGACGCCCUGUCUCCGUUCUUCAAGAAGAAAGCACACAUCCUGGAAGUCCUUCGCAAGCUGGAGGAAUCCGACCCGCUUAAGUUCCACCCCUCAUCCUGCCUCUCGUCCUACCAUGACAUGGGCCAGACAGUGUUUCUGGGAGACUUCCCGGGGACCUCCGUCUCCCGCGCACCUCAUUGCAGGCACUCCAGCUCUGACUCAGACAUCCACGAGUACGCCAGUGGGGAGGGGGCACUUGAUGACCGCAGUAGAGGACAUGGGGGCUGCCCAUCCUGCCGGCUUCUCACUCAGAAAACCAGCCUGGACAGCCUAUUAAGGGGUACACCAGGACACGGUGGUUCUUUUGCUGCUGCCACUGCCGUUGGUCUGCCAGUUCGAGAGGAAAGUGUCAGUGGGCAGAUAUGGGUGGAGAGUCACCAGCAGGGGGCAUCGGCAGGCGCUCCUGAUCCACAUGUCAUCAUUCCCUCCCUGGAGAGCACAAGCCAUCCCUACACACAAAGCACACGGACAGAUGGUAGAGUGGUGGGUGGGUCUGUGUCAGAGGCUACUGACCAAAGCCAGGAGCCAGGUGACGAGGUCAGGAGUCUGCAGCAUCAUAAGGAUAAAGCAGCAGAGAAAUUGUCACUACGGAAAUCUUUGUCCAGAAGUUCUGACACCACUCUUCAAGCUGAAGAUGGAAAACACAUUGAGGCGCCACUGUCCCAGAGCCAGGAUCAAAGCCAGUUGAGCAGUAGCGCCGAACAGGAGUGCUGUUACCUGGUGGUGGACACUGAUGCUACUGUGAAGGAUGAAGAAUGUGAGGACGCCGAGAAGGUCUGCAAUGGGGUCUACUUCUCCUCCAAUGAGACGUCUGUGUCCAAGAAAGUGGCUGUAGAUUCCUAUUCCCCAGCUCCAGUGCCGGAGAGGAACAGCUCAACACCUCCACAGCCACAGCAGCUAUCCUCUGGGAAAAGCAAAUUUGCACUCAGCCCCACCUCUCCGCCCUCAUGCCUUAGUGAAGUCAAGCCCUCCCCGAUCUCCUCCCCAUCACGGCUGCUCAAGUUCCUUAAGAUCCCUGCGAUCGGAGAGCGACCUCAAACUGCUCAAGCCUUACGCCUCAGUCCCCAGCUCACACGUAGCUCCAAGAUCCCCUGCAGGAACAACAACUAUGAGGUUUACCACUCGCCUGUGAUGUCCCGCAAAGCCACCACCACAGAGAGGGAAAAGAUUUCCUCGUCCUCAUCCUCUCCCAAAACGGACACUUACCCUGGCACACAUUCUGCACCCACAUCACCCCCAAAGCCGGAUGAGAUCCUCUGUUCCCCCGUCCCUGUGAAUGAGGUAAGCUAUAGCAGCCACUCGGCACCCAAACCUAACCGAACCUCUAAAGGGGCACCCCCUUCAUUGUCUCAGUCACAGAGGAACUCUCAGAAGGUACCCCACUAUGAGAAUGUGUCCGACCUUGCCGCAUCGAACGGUUUGCCGCAGUUCAUCCCAUUCUCCCAAAGAGAGGGAAGCACCACAGAGAAACAGAAGAGGAACACGUGUGACGACAAGUUGCUCAGUCCUCCUUCCAAGAAUUCAGAUUCAUCCCCAGCCACCGGCACCUCCCCCUCAGACUCCUCUGAUGAAGAGGAGACUGACACAGAGAGUCCUGUGUGGCACAAACCCCAUCAACACUUCAGCUUGCCUUCCUCAUCAUCAUCUGCCUCCAGCAAGGCCCAGAGAGUCUCCACUUACUCCAGCAUGAAGGACAGGCCACAGGAGAGAAUCGCAUCCGAAGCUGUUCAGCCACAAACUGUUGAAGCUGUCCAGUCAGCUCACACAACGGGCUCCAGAAGAGGAGACCAGCCCCCAUCACUGCCCAAAAGGACGGUCUCUGUCAAACCCCAAAACGAGACUAGUCAUCACCCUUUCAAAGAGCGGCUGGCUGCUCUCGGGAAGCUGAAGAGCAACGAGGAUCUGCACCAACCCAUGGAUAAGAAAGAAGCACCGUGCAUUGUGGGUAGAGCACCUGCGUCCUCUGCCCCAGGCAAUAACGAGCGAAGCAAAACUGCUGAGCGACAAGGCGACCGCAAUGUGGUUGAACAUAGGCACUCAAAGUAUACUGAUUCUUUGGACGGAAAACCUUACCCCAAAACUAGCUUAGCAGGCUACACCAAGUAUCCUAGUACAUGCCAUGAAGUAAGCCCCAAGUCAGCGGUAGCAACAGGACCUGCCAGCAAAGGAGAAUUGGAAACUUUCUCUCCAAGGGUAUAUGUUGCCAAAUCUGAAGGCCCGAAGAUAAAAAUGGGAAUGUCAUCCUCGACUGAGCCCCAUGUUGUGAUGCGUAGUUACGGAAAAUGCCAAGUUCCGUCAAACCACCACAGCAAAACUUCUCCAAGUCCCCAGAGCAGUCCAACCAAGGUCCUGUCCAAGUCACCCUCGAAAGCUGGCCAGGCGUCUUCAUACCCCCGAGGGAUGAAGCCUGUUCAUGAUGACCGUGGCCAGGCACAGAAACACCCUGCUCGUCCAGAGGACAAGUCCAAGCUCACUGCCAGCAAGAAGAAGUUUGUCCACGCUGAGAGCUUCCCACCUCCUCCUCCUCCCAGGCCUCCUGUCGAAACAUCCGCCAGCACACAGUCGCUGGAGGAGAAAAAGCCUCUCGCACCCCCAUCUGGCCCUCAGUCAGCCAUUGAGCAGAAAGUGAUGCGUGGGAUCGAGGAGAACAUGCUGAAGCUCCAGGAACAGGACCGCACCCAAAUAGUGGAGACCAAGCAGAAGACCUCCAAUGGCAUUGCCAGCUGGUUUGGCCUGAAGAAGAGCAAGCUGCCAGCCCUCAGCCGCAAGCCAGAGAUGUCCAAACUCAGGCUCAACAUGUCGUCGUCGUCCUCAUCGGUUUCCUCCGCAGCCAACAAGGACUCCAAGGCAGGCCCAAGGAAGGUGGUAGAGAGCCUAAACAUCUCUAAGUUAAUGGAAAAAGCUGAAGAUCUCAGGAAAGCCCUUGAGGAAGAGAGGGCCUACGUGAAUGGGGUGGGUGUUGGAAUGCCCCUUGAUCGUACUGGGAGGGGACAUUCUUGCGAGGUGGUGAUGGAUCCAGCACAGGGACAGCUUUCCCUUAUGUACCGUGGAGUGACCGCUGAUAACUUCAUGCAGCAGUUGCUAAACAGAGUGGACGACAAAGGAGCCCCCACUUUUGGCAUGGCUCACAGACGCCUCUCGUUUGACUCCAAAAGAUCCCAACCUUCAUUCCUCCACCAGAGGAAUGGCAUGAGCCACACAAAGAGUAGGGAUGAGAUGGACAAGGGGCCAGACAUGGUAGGUCGCGAUGAGGUCAUAUCCGACGAGAACCUGGCAGAAUCCAUGAGCUCCCAACACUUCACAGGUUCUGGAGCCUCCAUGCGUACUCUAGACAGUGGCAUUGGCACAUUCCCUCUGCCCGACUAUGCCAGCAGUGCAGCAGGCAAAAGCAUCCCCAAGACAAAGCCUCACAUGGAGCAAGGGUUCUCUGCUUCGCAUGGGAAACACGGACCCCUAAUGAAGGUUCCACGAAAGGCACGUACCCUGGAGAGAGAGCUGUCGUCCCUGGAGGAGGUGAACCCAUCUGCGCUGUAUGGCAGAGGCCUUGAGGGGAAAGGGCCCAGCAUGCAUCUCUCCAGCACCAUCCACGAAGACAUUGACGCCUAUGGGGCUCAUAUGCAGAACCCCCCAACUAAGAACUGGACCUUCCCCAACCUGAAGGGAUCAGCUGGUUCCACAGAUGUCUAUCUCGGUGUCCAGGGAGAUUUGGAGCCAUCUGCACAAGGAACGCCAUCCAGAAGGAAACAGGGAGAGCCCCAGGGACCAAGAGAGGUUGAUCCCAGCAGCCUCCCAUUGGCCCCCCAGAUGGGGCUGAGCCGGAGAGGAAAGAGCCGCAUCCCAGGAGGGCCAGAGGUGGGUAAGGAGGGCGGCCUGGAGUUGGUGAAGGAGCGUCCGGACGACAUCCUGUCCCCAAGCCGGCCCCAGGCCCUGGAGACCCCUGAGUCCCUGAGUGACUCGCUCUAUGACAGCCUCUCAUCCUGUGGCAGCCAGGGCUAAGAGCUCACACCACCCCCCCACCCCACCCCCCACCCCCCUGCACUCUCCUGGGGCUGCCUUUGUAGGCCGUUCUUGGAUCAGUCUCACCCUGUUGAGAGUUGGAGGGGAAGAGAUGGAGGUAAUGACUGGUCCCAGUUCAGUAGAUUCUGGAGAUGAAUGGACAGAAAGUAAGGGCAGCAAUUUUGACAGCAUUUCACUUGUAAAGGCUGGGACAUACUUCCACAAUUAUACUCUCACUGGGCUCAGUGUUCACUAGGGUCAAAGUUCAAGGUUCGGCUCACUAGGAUGUUGUGUCUGAGCUUUCUUAUUGUUCCAUGUAUGGUUGACCUGUCCGAAACAAGUUCUGCAUCGUGUAGUAAUCCACAGUGUUCACUGCACUCUGCUAGUUGUGCAUGACAUUUAGCAGGUUUUCAGUGAGCUGCAGGCUUUGUUUGCUUUCACUGCAAUUUGUGUGUUUUUCAUUCACACAUAAGCCAAGCUAAAGUCUUUUCCACAUGAAGUAUGUACCAGCCUUGAGAGCCUAAGUGGAAAACACAAGGGGAUGGACUGAUUCCAGUUCAGCUCAAGGGUCUCUCUGAAAGGAACAGGGCUGAAAAGAAGGUGGAAGAGUCGGUGUGGAGUGGAAGUUCUACUGCUUCGUGAUGUCAACUCAUGCCCUCUGUGGUGACUGUGGGUGGGUGUGUGGCCAUCGCACAGUUUCUUGUGAUAUGCCCACCCACCACCACCACCACCACAACAACAGGACUGUGUGUGGGCGGUCUGUGACAGAACCCACUCUCCGCCCUCACACACACACACACACGCCUACUCUCUGCUGGACUGCUGACACUGAAACUCAAAAGAAAAGACGGUGCGCUCACGCUGAUGAGCGCGACCUGAAAACGCUCACUCCUCAGGUGGCCAGAUGGACAGAAACACACACACACACACACACACACACACACACACUCACACACACACUCACACCUACACACACAGAUACAUACUAUCACUCCCACAUGUGUCCUCACACUCACCUUAUAUAUUAGCACCACACACAGAAACACACCUACACAUGCCAACACAUACACACAAACAAAUGCAUACACGAUACCCAAACGGAUAAGAUGUCACGGUUGUAGAAAAACAAACCUUCCAUCCUUUCAGACAGUGAUGCACCUUCCACAGCUGUGGGAAGCAUCACUUCCAUAAUAGAGCCUUGGUCCUUGUCAUCUUGUUCCUAAAAUGAUCAACUAUGUGUGAAUCUGCCACAAAGCUGUGUAGUGUGAUCUUUAGUCGUAAGAAAUCUGACUGCCGAUAAAAUAAAAAAGCUACAUUUGUGCUCACAUGCUUUUAAAAACUAAAUAGAUCUUUAACAUUUAAUGAGCCAUCAGUCAAUUAUCCAUAGUAUCUAGGGAUUGAAUAAUUGCUGCUGUGAUCAAACGAUGAGAUUGUCAGGAUCAUGGAGCACUGGACCCAAACUGUGAAGAAUAGGAUCUAAUGAGAACUGAUGGAAACAAAGAGUUAACAUAUUCAGGUCCUAAUUAUUAUAACCUUAGACCUAAGCAAGCACUAAAAUGACUCUCUUCUUAACCCAAUGAGUUAAAAAAUGACCCAUCCUAUCGUACAACACAUGGUUGUAUACUAAGACUACGGACACUGAUACCAGUAAGAGCAGCAGACGUUUUGGACAUCGAGCCUUCGAUCUACUCUUUGAUCUAAUGCUCACUGGAGGUGCCAAUUCCAGCAAACAUGUACCGUAAGCACAAAAGUAAAAAGGGUCUAUAUAGCAAUGCUCAACACAUUGAUUCAACCCUAAAGGAAACAUUGGACACUUCUGUGUCUGAUUGGAAUGAAGGCAUUAGAGAUUUUUGUGGCUUGGCAUUGCGUUGGAAAAGGCCAAAAUUAACAUAUAUCCAAAAAAUGGUCUCAUCACAAGACUAUGAACAGUUGUUUUUAGGUCAUGUAUCUAGUCAUAAAUAAUGGCAUAUGAGCACAGGGAUUGUAAAUGAGUUUCUAAGAUAUCAUACAACCUAUGAGAUGACAGCUUGCAUUAAAAGCUGCAUUCACUGACAAAACACUGAUGAGCAAUAUUGGUGUUUGUAUAGAUGCAAAGUGAUUUUGAUGUACAGUUUAAACAAAGAAAUAAAAAUGCCGUUUGUGGACUUUGUCAAAGAGGCAGGCGUUAGAGCACCACCCACAACUGAGGUGAACCACAGAGGUCUUUAUGAUAGUCCCAAGACACAUCAAGACUUUAUUAGUACUUGUAACCCCUGAGUAAAAUCUGUGAUUUUUCCAGUCCUGGAAAAUAUGAACAGAUAUACUAAACUACCACAUCCACGUGCUUCCAGUGGCUUCUCCUCUCACUAACUGUUAUGUGAAAAGUUUUGAUAUCCGCAUUCAGCAGAGACAAGGGUCGGUAAAAUGUUCCCUACUCAUUCACUAUGAACCCUUGUUUGCCCACCUUUUGUUUCAUUGAUAUGAAGAUGACUGUGGAAUAAUGCAAUUGGACAAAACCAGAGAUGACUGUUUUUGGAUCCUUCUUUAGACAAGUUUCCUUUUAUCCACUCUAUGGCUUCAUGCUAAUGCUUUUCCCAAAUGGAUUGUCUUCCAAUACAACCUCUGCCAAUCUCCUCCCUUGCAGUCCAUCUAGAAGGGUUAGAUGGAGGGCAUGAGAUGUUAUUACACACCUGAUCCUGUCCAAACUCAUUAGACGUGGUGAAGACCUCACCAAAUGACAUAGUGAAGACAUUCAUUUUCUCUUGGUCGCGACCAAACUGAAAGGAACGCAGACAGUGGUAGCAUUUUCAUUCCAUUGAGAACUUUUCCAAUCAUUUGGUCUAAAACCACUUCCUCUCUCUGUCUAACGUGUGUAACAAUGAAGGGGAUGAUAAAACUGGAGGACAAAAGGCCCCAGGUGCAGCCCAGUGGUUAAUGUGUUAAUCAGGGCAGUUGCCCCAAAGAGCCCCCUAAUUCCUAAUCAGCUUGUCAUAAAGAUCUCUUAGAGCUUUCGUGGACUGCUCCUCUUCAUGUCUUCAUUAACUGCUUGUAACCUUUAGAAUCUGCCCGUAGCCACUUCCGAUCUUUCUGAUGCCAUAAAUGUUUUCCCCUAGCCUUCAUAACCUGUCCUUAGACUUGGUAACGCUGUCUUUUAGGCCUCCUCGUCAUCUUCUUCGUCCAUUCAUGUAGCCAGCGUUUUUGAAUAGAGCGAGAGUUGUCUUUGCAAAACCAUGUCACCAUGAUAGCACUGACCUGGACUAAGUGGUAUAUCAUAUGUUUGCCAUACCUUUCUCUUAUUUUGUUUCCUUUUGUACUUGUGAUUCAGAUCACAGUGAUAUGGGGUGGUUGCAGCUUUUUAUAUUUAUUUACUUUAUUUAUUUUGUUUUUGCUGAAUUAUACUAGUAUAAAACUGUUUUAUUGUUGUCAUUGUUGUUGUCGUUCCUGUUAUUGUUAAUGGUGUUGCUGUUAUAAGCAUUUUAAUUCUUACUGUUAUUUUUUUACUCUUUGAUUUCUAAUGCUUUGUUCUGUUGAAUGAAGUUUUUUUCCUAGCAAGGUUUGUCUUCUUUGUGUAUGAAUCUGACCAGAAUAUUCUCAUUUGGAUUUAUUUUGUCUUGUAAAUAGUACUCCAAGGUGCUAUGUACAUAGCAUUUCCACCAGAAAUCAAAUGAAGCCAUAGACAGCAAUGUAUUUUAAGGCAGUAAAAACGCGAAGAUAAAAAGAAAUUGUUAAUUUAUGGCUCAAUUGAAAACCCAAGAAAUAAACCCUUUCUCUCAAUUUC